This is a messenger RNA of Merops nubicus (carmine bee-eater), 533 nucleotides long. RefSeq names its product tumor necrosis factor, alpha-induced protein 6 (gene TNFAIP6). Gene Ontology annotation, biological process: cell adhesion. The annotation marks the transcript as partial. NCBI's taxonomy places the organism in Eukaryota, Metazoa, Chordata, Aves, Coraciiformes, Meropidae. Gene Ontology annotation, molecular function: hyaluronic acid binding. The transcript is spliced from 3 exons. The record is from RefSeq and is a predicted model, not a curated record.
AGCGCGCUGCCGGCGUGUACCACCGGGAGUCCCGCUGGGGGAAGUACCAGCUCACCUAUGCAGAAGCCAAAGCCGUCUGCGAGUACGAGGGAGGACAUCUGGCCACCUACCAGCAGCUGGAAGCCGCGAGAAAAAUAGGAUUCCACGUGUGUGCUGCUGGCUGGAUGGCAAAGGGCAGAGUUGGUUAUCCCAUAGUAAAAGCUGGAGCCAACUGUGGCUUCGGGAGAACGGGGAUUGUGGAUUAUGGGAUUCGCCUCAACAGGAGCGAGAGGUGGGACGCCUACUGCUACAACCCCCACGGAAAAGAAUGUGGUGGAGUCUUCACAGAUUCAAGACAUAUUUUUAAGUCUCCAGGCUACCCAAACGAGUAUGAAAACGACCAAAUUUGCUACUGGCACAUCAGAGUGAAGUAUGGACAACGCAUCCACCUGCAGUUCCUAGAGUUUGAUGUUGAGGAGGACGUUGCUUGUAUGGCUGAUUUCCUGGAGAUCUACGACAGCUACGAUGAUGUCAACGGCUUCAUGGGCAGGUAA